Molecule: messenger RNA, 1436 nt
Organism: Carcharodon carcharias (great white shark)
Lineage: Eukaryota; Metazoa; Chordata; Chondrichthyes; Lamniformes; Lamnidae
Product: gastrula zinc finger protein XlCGF7.1-like
Exons: 2
Coding region: 471-1115 (214 amino acids)
Source: RefSeq, a predicted model, not a curated record
UGCUCAGCAGGUAAAGACGCGGGCAUUCUGGACGGGUCCUUUGUUUCGAGUCGGAUCGGUAGAACCAGGAGACGAAACCAGGAAGCGGCGAACUGGAUUGGGAGAAUAUUAGAGGAGGAGCAUUUGCAGAUGAGAAAGUCAAACCAAACAUUAUGUCAAGAUCUGACAGCAUCAUUAAAUUCAUCAGGACCUAAAUGUCAUCAGCUUUUGAAUAUGGAAGGCAAAACGUUUGCCUGUUCUAUCUGUGGGAAAAGAUUUCAAACAUCAAUGUGACUGGAAAAGCAUUGCAACGCGCACACUCGAGUGAGAUUUUCCAGUGCACUAACUGUGGAAAGGGCUUUAACCAGUUACAUUACCUGAAAAAAAUAUUGCACUAUUCACAGCAGGGAGAAACCAUACAUGUGUUCUCUGUGUGUGGACCACGCUUUAACUAAUCGUCCAACCUGGAGAGACACAAGAACACCCACACCAUGGAUAAACCGUGGAAAUGUGGGAACUGUGGAAAGGGAUUCAAUUACCCAUCUAAACUAGAAAUGCAUCAACGCCACCAUACUGGGGAGUGGCCGUUCACCUGUUCCAUGUGUGGCAAGGGCUUCAAUUACCCAUCUGAGCUGAGAAAUCAUCGACGCAGCCACACUGGGGAGAAGCCGUUCACCUGCUCCGUGUGUGGGAAGGGAUUUGCUCAGUCUUCCAUCCUCCAGACACAUCAGCGAGUUCACACUGAUGAGAGACCCUUCAGCUGUACUCACUGUGGGAAGGGCUUCAGGCAGUCACCGCACCUGAUCGCACACCAACGUGUUCACACUGGGGAGAGGCCAUUCACCUGCUCUGUUUGUGGGAAGAGAUUCACUCACUUAUCGCACUUGUUAACACACCAGCGCAUUCACACUGGGGAGCAUCCAUUCACCUGCUCUGUGUGUAGGAAGGGAUUCAUUCGUUCAUCCGAGCUUCUGACACACCAGCGAGUUCACACUGAGGAGAGGCCAUUUAUCUGCUCCGUGUGUGAGAAGGGAUUUAAUCGAUUUUCUAACUUGCAGACACACCAUCGGGUUCACAUGAGACUACAGGGGUUUGAUUCUUCUCUCACUGCUACUGUUAAUCAUACCCAGGACUGAACCAUGUUCAUUUAGACAAAGGGUCCCCCUUGUCCUCACUUUUUACCCCACCAGCCUCCGCAUUCAAAGGAUCAUCCUCCUCUAUUUCCACCAACUCCAGCAUGAUGCCACGACCAAACACAUUGUCCCCUCACCCCCACAUCAGCAUUCCAUAGGGAUUGGUCCCUCCGGGACCACUUGGUCCACUCCUCCAUCAUACCCAACACCUCAUCACCUUCCCACCAUGCCUUCCCAUGCAAUCGCAGCAGGUGCAACACUUGCCCCUUUACCUCCGCCCUCCUCAUCGUCCAAGGGCCCAAACACUCCUUUUGAGUGAAGCAG